AUGAAGUAUGUGUUGUGCCUGCUGCACGUGAUUGUUCUGUGCAUUUAUAGGAAGGAGCAUGAUGGUGAGUUGUGUGAUGGUCUUGUGUGCAGUUCCCUCUCGGUAGGGAGCGGAGGGGGGCGUCUCACAAAGGAGGGGCAGCAGACGACUCACUCGAGGAUGCUAUACGAGUUGAUGAGAAGAAAAAGGAGGGGAGCAGGUCGACGGAGACGCAACAAUCGUAGUGCUAAACGGCGCAACAGACGACGUAACAAACGGCUAGCAAAGCAACGGAAGGCACGAUGCAGAAAGGCAAAGAAAGAACAAAGGAGAAGGAAAAGGCAGAGGAAGAGAGCCGAUCGGAAGAGGAAAAGAAAGGAGAAAAAAAGAAGAAGACAAGAAAGGAAGGAAAAGAAAAAACAAAGGAAAAGACAAAUGAAGGAACAGAAGGAGAAAGAAGCUGAGGGACCAAGUGACGGCUUGGAGAUGAAUACAAUUCAUGAUGGGGACGACGGUGUGGUAGGACAAGCAGGGCCCCCUCUCGCCGAGGAAAGUUACACUGACGGGGUGAGUUCACAUGACGCAGCAGAAGAAGGUGCAUCUUCAGCAGUAGGGCGUGGAGCAAUGCAGGUAGGAAGUCACCCACCUGGAAGAACUGGAGGGCCGAUUGACCCAUUUGGGUCCUACCCUUCCUCACUGCAUGAUGACAGUAUAGACGACUCUAGCCAUCCCAAACAAGCUGGCGUAAGCACUGCUUUGGUGGGAGGCAGCCCGUACGAAGCCGACUUGGGAACAAACGUGAAGGUGAUCCAUUUGGAAAAGCUAAAAAGUGAACCCAAGGGGGAGCUCAUAAAUAAAAUUAGAGGAAUUUUAAAUACGCUGGAGUGA
This is a messenger RNA of Plasmodium coatneyi, 867 nucleotides long. RefSeq lists its product as uncharacterized. The transcript has a single exon. The record is from RefSeq and is a predicted model, not a curated record. The coding region runs from base 1 to 867 and encodes 288 amino acids. NCBI's taxonomy places the organism in Eukaryota, Apicomplexa, Aconoidasida, Haemosporida, Plasmodiidae.